UUUCCCAAGCGUUAUCAUAGUUUCGUUGCUAUCUCUCAGUUCGUGUCGAUGGGUGCUCCAUAUUGAGUUGUUUUCAGUGUUGACCUGUUAGGUGUAUUCUACUACAUAUUUAGCAAAAUAUUUGUUGAGUUCUUUGUCAAUUAUGAAGUUUUGGAUUUGGAUUAGUCACACAAUUGUUUUUGAUCUUGUUAUAUUUGAAUUAAAAUCAAAUGUAUGUAUCCAGUGGCUUCUAAUUAAAAAUUGAAUGUGAGGGACCAUAAGCAAGUAAACUCCUGGUGCUGAAGUGAGAGCCUUGAUGAUGGAGGGCCACAACUCUGAACAGAUGUGUCCUGUGUGCACACUGUACCUGCGACCAGGCAUGGCACUCUCUGAUCAUCUGUUUACACAUCCCAAAGACCAGGUGAUAGAGGCUCUGGUGCGCCAAGUUAAUAGUGGGGGUCAGAUGUUGAGCGGAACCGCCACCAUCAACACCAACAGUCAGUUCACUGCCAUCACAUACCGACAGUUUCAGACACUGACCACUAAUGUGCCGGAGCCCAGCAUCCCUAUGAUGCUCAACCCUUGCCUUGUCACACAACCCAAUAGUCCCUUCACAUCUGGAGUGAUCAGAUCUUCAGUGCCGCUCCUCUCGUACCCUUACUAUCCACAACACUCACAGGAGCAGGAGCGAGUGGUAGAAAACAACACUCAGUGUUCAUAUUCAUUUGCUACCCAAACGACACAGACGACUCAGACAAAUUUACCCUUUGUGACACAACAUUCACCUUUCAACGAAGCGGAGUGCGAGGAAGUGCAAGAGAUUGAUAAUUCAACUGAAAACUAUCAGCCUACUGAAGAUCCUUUUCUGAACGAAAGAAUAGAAGAUAGAAUCGACCCUCCAAAAGAUGAAUUUGGUAGUACAAACUUAUCUAAUAUUCAAGAGUCUAGAGAAGAAAUAUUUGUAAACAAAAUCAGUGAUGUUCACAAAUCCAGUGAAGAUUCACUUAUUGAAACUAUUCAUAAUCAGACAGAAGAUCCUUUUAAUGAUGAAAACAUAGAAGAUAUUCAAGAAACUACAAUUGAUCCAUUUGUUGAUAACAGAAUAGUAAUUGAAAAAGAAAAACAGCUUGAUAGAAGAGGGAAUGGUUCAACUCAAGUAAAACAUAUAGAUGAUAAUUUAAUAGAAACCUCUCACAAUUUAGGAACAGUAAUAUCCAAUACCCACCGUUUGAUAGCCAACGAUCCAUCGUUAGAUUAUGACCAGGAUCUGCAACCCGAUGACAUGGACUAUAAUGACCAUGCUUAUGGCAACCUCAGUCCUAAUAACAAUUUAGGGUCCCCAGUUUCUGAUGUCAGCAACUGGAGUGCAAGUUCAAAUAUCAGGGUCAGGAGAGACCUCAGCAACUUGGAUGAACAAGGGAAUAAUCACAUCCUUUAUGUACAACCCAAUUCUAAUGCUGCAGAAUACGUAACAUCCGACCCAUAUGAUGACGGGAUGGAGCAUCAUACAUCAGAUGCUCAGCUGACUAACUUGGAUGAGAUGAAUUAUUCGGUGGUAUUAAACUAUGGGGAUGGUCACCAACGAGUCAGUUUGAAUAUGGAAGAUAAGGAAGACAACUCUGUGCAUAGUACCCCUCUUAACAUUCACAGUGAUGAGCUGAUGCCUCCCAGAGGUGAACUGUCUGGUCAAGAGAGUCUCGGAGCUACAGAAAACUCAGUUUGGGAGAUACAGGAUCAUGGAGAAACGUCGUAUCCUCUUCUGGAAAAGGAGCGCUGGCAGAUGAUGAGUUCUGUACAACAGGAAGAAUUGAGUGAGAGCUAUUCGAGUGAGGUAGUCUUGGCUGAACGUAACCACAGAGUGCAGUGUAUGGAGUGUGAUAUGAAGUUCACUUGUAUCAGGGAACGGAGGAUUCAUGUUCAAACAGUACACAAGACACCUUCUCACACACAAGUGAAAGUGGAGGAAGAGAUACAGAACCGAGCGAACCGGUACAACAAACUGGGGAAGGCUCAGAUAAUCAAAGUCAAGCAAGAGAGAGGGCUCAACAUCAAGACGGAAGCCACUGUCAAGACUUGUGCUGACUGUGGUCUCGAGUUGCAGUCCUUGAAGCAGUUGCGAAUACACAGGAAGGAAUUCCAUGAAAUGAAGAGGAAGUGUGAUACUUGUGGAGCUGUGUUUAUAGACAAUAUGUCGUACAAGGAGCACAUUGCCAAUGUGCAUCCAAUAGAGUGCAAUGUGUGUGGUAAGCUUUUCCCCACCAAAGUGGCAGCAAAUGCUCACGCCAAAAAUCAUUUGAAAUAUAAACCUUAUCAGUGUACUUUGUGUGAUAAAUCUUUUAUUUCGCGAAACAAACUUAGCGAUCACAGUAACGUUCACUCAGGUGAAACUCCUUAUAAGUGUCCAAUGUGUGAUCAGACUUUUAGGCAUAACUCUAAUUUGAUCCAACACAAAAAGUUUUUCCAUCUCAAAAUCAAGAAAAAAAUUAAAGAUUACUUUUGCCACUGUGGUGAAAUCUUUCAUUCAAUCAAAAAACUACAAUGGCACAAAGAAAUUCAUGAUAGCAAACCAAAACAGUGCAUGUAUUGCAGUGAACGAUAUAUUCACACCACCAGUCUGACAAGACAUAUACGACAUGCGCACGACAGUACGUAUCUGCCAAAGGCCACACGAUCUCUCAACGUGCUCUGUCCCGUUUGUAAAAUAACUUGUAUCCGAUCCUCAUUGGCGCAGCACAUGAAAAUUCAUACCGGCGACAAGCCCUUCACUUGUAAUGUAUGCUCUAAGGAGUUUAACACAAAUUGGAAUCUACAAAUGCACAAGUGGACUCAUGCGUCACGUAACAGUAAACCAUUCAAGUGCAAGCAGUGCAAGUGCGCAUUCUACAUGCAGAGCAGUUACCAGGCACAUCUCCGGUCACAUCGGAACAUCCGGCCGUACACGUGCAACUACUGUGGACAACAGUUUAUCCGCAAGUACAACUGUGUGCGACAUGUCAAGGAGCAUGAGAUGAACAAGUCCUACUGUUGUGCUGUUUGUAACAAGACGUUCCACCGUAGUUAUUAUUUGACAGAACAUAUGAGAACUCACACCGGUGUUAAACCGUACACGUGUCAUAUAUGUUCAAAAACAUCCAGCACCAAAUCUAACCAUAAUAAACACGUAAGGACUCACCAUGCUCGUGAACCUGUCAAUACUGAAGGUGCACUGGUUGACACAUACAUCAAGGGUUCUUUUUUCCGUUAAAGCAAUGCUUCAAUAACUCUUCAUGUGAAAGGACUUUGUAGAUGGACUUGAUAGCAACUGGUUCAGAGAUUUGGUAUGUUAUGGCUAUCAUGGGCGAUUGCUUUAUUGAAUGUGCACCAUCUAAAUGAGCCAAUUAAUAAAAGGUGACCCUCACAGCAGCAUGAAAAAAACAAUCUCAACCAAUUUUUUUAUAUUGUUACCACACAAUGACCUAAAAUAACUAUAUAAUAGAAAUAUGUAUUUAAAAUCAAGAAAAAAGAAUAUUUUGGGUAAAGGAAAAAAUGAAAUUUUUGACCAAAACUAUUGACUACCCUGUAACAAAAUUGCAAAUUUUCUUGUGAGAAUUUGUAGGUCAUUUGGUUUGUACCUACAUUCUUAUUUUAUUUCCUUAAAAGUGGCAGAGUUUAUUUAAAAGAAUAAGUGAAGAGGUCUUUGCUGUUCCUCCCCAUUUAAAUUAUUACUAAGAGGCACAGUUCCCAGGAUUAAUUUUUUAGUGCAAAAAAAAUACAUAUAUGUGGACACUAAAUAGAUUUUUAAUCUGUUAUUAAUGUCUCUUUAUUUUAUCUGAUGUUAAAAAUAGACUAACCUUGAAUCUGGCUUUGAAGUUCCUGUAAUGUCAGGCACUAUUUUGCUAAUUGUACUAAUCACCAUUCAAACAAGCUAUGUAGAAUGUUUAUUAUUGAAGAAGUAAAGUAUAUACUAGCCUAUAUUUUCUUUUUUAGUACAUUGCAAGGAACAUUUAUAUGCAGUUGGAUCUAUUUUUGUAUCCCCAAAAUUGUUUUAUGUAAAACAAAAAAUAUUCCACUUUUUGAAAAUGAUUUAAAUAUUUUUAUUUAGAUAGUAAAAUUUUUUGGGUUCACAAAAAUCCACAUAUAUUCACAUUUAAAAAUUCUUCAACACUUCCAAUAUGCUUAUUAUAUUUUUAAACUUUCACUAUUAUAUACUACUUGAUAGCAAAUUUCGUGAUGAAUAGUUUAAUGUUACUAGAUACAAUCACAAGUCUAUAAUAAAAUUUUUUUUAAUACUAAUACCUAGUCAAAACUAGUUGUUUGACAUUACAAAAAUGCUGUUAACCAUGUUUGCAAUGGAUGUCUUUCUUCAGAUAAUAGAGUAACAAAAAGAUGUUUGAAGAAAAUGGUCUUGUUGAGGAAGAAAUUUUGAAUGCAGUGGUGUAGCAUAAAUUUUUCCCAAAUGGAACUUUCUGCAUAAAAAGUAGGAGAAAAAGUCCCGUUAUUUUUUGUAUUCUGUGGACGUGGGUGAGCAGAAAGGGCAAACAAACGUUUUUUGUUGCCAACUUUAUAAAUUCACUGAAUAUUUAUUAAGCAUUAUGAUUUAAUAUCAAAUACAACAAAUUAAACUGUAAAACAUUCCAAUUAAUUAAUCUGGUGUAUAAUUUGUCCUUCCUAAAGCUGAUUUUCAAUAGCAAAAGUUUGAUUUAAAAGAUGACUGUAAAAACGACUAGUCAUUUGACAGAUCCAGGGUUAAGGAAUUACAAAUUUUUAAUAGAUUAUAAACAUAUACUAAUGUCAGAAAUACAAUUCAAUGAUGAUUACUUUUUUUAAAAUUAAGUAAUAUAUUUUAAUAAGAAGCUGGUAGAGUGUGUAUACUAAUGUGUUGAUUUUUAAGUAAGUGGUUUCAGUUAUUUAAGAAAACAUCCCAGAAGUGUUCACAAAAGUAUGCUUAGUUAAAAUGUAUUAUUGAACAUCUUUAGAAAAAUAUAUUUCAUUUUAAAAAGUUAUACAAGGUAUAAAUAAUACAGGUAGAUGCCAGUCCUGUUGAAACCAAUGUGAAAGAAAAUGGACACACAGUAUUAGCUCAUUCAAGUCAUAGUAUCCUAUCGGCCAGGAUAUACCUUGCCAUGAUUCUCAAGAAGUCUCAUCUGGUUAGGUGUUACAAAAGGUACAUCCCAAAAGGUCAAGUUCAAAAAGGUUAGUUUUAUAAUGAAAAUCCCAUAUAGCACAUAAAAAACUAAACCAUUCACACGGCAGCAUUACGGUUAUAACAUUGAUUGAUUAUAACAAUAUAUAUGCUCAGUUUCAUGGCCACAAGUUUUCUCAGUUCAAAGGUCAAUUUAUAUUAAAAAUGCAGCAACACAUAAAUGUUAUUAUGACAUAUUUUAUGUAUUACUAAUUACUGUUAAUUAAUUUUUGUAGAAAAAUAUCAUCCUGGUUAUAAUCAUGUUGAUUAAAAAUUGAAAAUGUGUACUUUUUUCAUUGUAUUUUCUAAUGUUGUUACUGGAAAUUUUUACCAUAUAAAAUCAUAAAAUGGAAAUUUCUGUCAAUAACCAAAAUUGCAUGGUUGUCAUCCCAUCAAGAGAUUUGAGCUAACAUAGUAUAUUACCCAUAGUAAAACAACUAGUCAUUAAUAGAUAAGUAUUUAUUCUGUUGGAAACAUUUGUAAUACGUAAUAGUUCAAUCCUUUUCACCUUAGGCCUUGAGUUUUUAUUUAUGUUAUUAAUUAUUAUAAGUUUUUAGUUUUAAUUUCUCUUGUUGAACAAGCCAUAAAAUUAAUAUGGAUUUACUGUACAUAAUUGUAAAAUUAGUAACAUUAUGGAACUUAAAAUCAUACAGAAGUGUAUUUAUUUCACAAUGUGAUCCAGCUUUACUAUAUUUAUUAAAUGGUAACUGUUCCAUGUGCAGGAUUUAUAUUCGUACUAUUAAGUGUAAUAAACCAACCUCUUUAUUAUAAA
Messenger RNA from Homalodisca vitripennis (glassy-winged sharpshooter), 5912 nucleotides. RefSeq names its product zinc finger protein 546-like. The record is from RefSeq and is a predicted model, not a curated record. Bases 296 to 3223 code for a protein of 975 amino acids. The transcript has 4 exons. Lineage: Eukaryota; Metazoa; Arthropoda; Insecta; Hemiptera; Cicadellidae.